AUGACACCGAUCCAGGCGGAAGAAAAUCCUGCACUAGUGACUUUAAAACAACGCACAAUAACUAAUAGAAAAGUAAAAUUUCAUGUUGGAGAUAAAGUUCGAAUAAGCACUCAGAAAGGAGUUUUUACAAAAGGAUUUUUACCUAAUUGGUCAACAGAAAUAUUCACAAUAGUAAAAAUAAACAAAACAGAACCACCGACUUAUCAGUUACACGAUUAUCAUGAUGAACCAAUAGCCGGUACCGUAUGCUUAGGUUGUAUAGAAUUAUUUGAAGACCACACUGGAGAAAACUUGGCAGACACUUUACAAUUACUUUUAUUAGAUUAUAAUUGGUCUGUUUCUCCCAAAAAUGUUUGUGCAUUUACAACUGAUUGUGGUGCUAAUAUAAUAAAGGCUAUCAAAAACUUAGAUGUAAAACAUGUGCCUUGUUUUGGUCAUGCGUUCAAUACUGCGGUUGGAAAUAUAUUUAAACUUGAAGAAAUACAAAUUGCUGUAAACAAAACGCAGAAAAUCCAAAACAUCUUUGCUCAUAGCUGGCAAGCUGUUAGAGAGAUGAAAAUUGAGCAAGAACGUUUUGGGUUGAAAAAAAUUAAACUGCCAUCUUAUUCCAAAACUAGAUGGUGGUCUCUUCUUGAUCUAAUUUCAGUCAUUUUAGAUCAAGAGUUAGGGAUAUCUAGUUUUCUUAAGACCUAUAAAAAUAGUCAGUUUAAGAGUUUAAUUUUGUCUGAUGAUGAAAUUGAUGUCUUGAAAUGUAUUAUAAUGAUUUUAAAACCAGUGCGAGAAAUAACUGACCAUUUAGCUGGAGAAAGUUAUGUAACUGCAUCUGCUGUAUAUCCAGUUAUAUUUAAUCUGAAAACAAAACUAUCAGAAGCUGUAAAUAGCAAUAAUAUUGGAUCGGCAUCUAAUGAAAAAUUUCUUGACAAACGUUACAAUAAUAAUAUUGCUUUAAAAAUAUGUAUGGUUUUGGACCCAAGGUUUAAAACCACCUUUAUUGCUCAGGAAGAAAUGCCAGAACUAAAAACAGUAAUAGGAGAAUAUUGCUUAGAAUCUUGGAUGGAAUGGUCAUUGAAAGAAAUGCAUAACAAAGAAGAUGGUAAUUUGUCUUUUUUUGGUGAUAGCUGUCAUUUACUUACAACAAAAAAACAAAAAACUGGACUUUCUGCCAUUUUUGAUGUACCAUCAAAUAAUGAUGAACUUCAAGAUCAAGACAUAAAUUUUUGUAGCAAAAUAAACAGGGAAAUUUACUUGUACAUAGAAUUUUCAAAAGUACUAUAUGAACAAGAUCCAUUAAAAUGGUGGUCUUUGAACUGUACAACCUAUCCAUUUUUAAGUAAUAGUAAUAAAAGAAUAUUCAGCAAAGGAGGAUUAAUUGUGACAGACCAUAGAGCAUCAUUAACUAACGAUCAUAUAAGUGAGUUAGUUUAUUUAUCAAUGAACAAAAUUCAUGUUCCAAAACCUUAA
This is a messenger RNA of Aphis gossypii (cotton aphid), 1461 nucleotides long. RefSeq names its product E3 SUMO-protein ligase ZBED1-like. Bases 1 to 1461 code for a protein of 486 amino acids. The transcript is spliced from 5 exons. Lineage: Eukaryota; Metazoa; Arthropoda; Insecta; Hemiptera; Aphididae. The record is from RefSeq and is a predicted model, not a curated record.